AUGCGGCUAAAAUGUGUGAUGGGGAAAAUCAUCGAUGAGCGUCAGUUUGCAUUUAUUGAGGGUCGCUCUAUGCUGAAUAGUGUGGUUAUUUUAAAUGAGGUGGUCCAUGAAGCUAAACUCCGCAAGCGUUCCACUCUCAUCUUCAAAGUAGAUUAUGAAAAGGCAUAUGACUCGGUUGAAUGGAGCUUCUUGCUGUAUAUGUUGAAGAGAAUGAAUUUCAGCAACAAAUGGAUUAAUUGGGUCUAUAGAUGUCUUGAGUCAGCUACUGUUUCGGUAUUGGUUAAUGGUAGCCCAACUGGCGAAUUCAAAAUGGAACGUGGCCUCAGGCAAGGGAAUCCCUUAGCACCUUUCCUGUAUCUAAGUGCGGCUGAAGGUCUCAAUGGGUUUUCAUGA
Messenger RNA from Lotus japonicus, 393 nucleotides. RefSeq names its product secreted RxLR effector protein 78-like. The record is from RefSeq and is a predicted model, not a curated record. The transcript has a single exon. NCBI's taxonomy places the organism in Eukaryota, Viridiplantae, Streptophyta, Magnoliopsida, Fabales, Fabaceae. The coding region runs from base 1 to 393 and encodes 130 amino acids.